UGCGUCCGUCUCUCGAGAACAACCAAAUUCUGGAUUAUACAAUAUGAGGUUGAUUUUGAUUUGUUUGGUGGCGACGGUUGGAGUGGCCCUAGCCAAGCCGCAGGGCUACGACUUCCCGAGCCGCAACUCUGGCUACGACAGCAACGACCGCCAGGGUUACGGUGGGGGCAACAAUGACCGCCAGGGCUAUGGCGGUGGCAGCAACGAUCGUCCAGGCUACGGUGGUGGCAACAAUGAUCGUCAGGGUUACGGCGGUGGUAGCGGCGGCUACCCUGACAGGCAAGUAGCGCCGAACCAGCGGCCGCAGUACACUGUCGGCAGCGUGCUCGAUAAUGAAAUGUACAGUAAUAACGGUGGUGGCUACUCCUCCUUCAACAGGACCGACUUUUACCCCAACAAUGCUGCUGUAAAUAGAGUGCAAAACUUUUACCCCUCCUCCUCACCCGCCUCAAUCGGCACCACAACCACCCAGUCUAACCGUUUCGGCAGCACCGCUUUCGACCGCAACUUCCAGCAGGGGAGCAGCACCGCCAGACCCACCGGCCAGGGUAACUUCCGCCCGACCGGAAACGCCGGGUUUGGGGCGACCAACAAUCAGUUCGGCAACCGUCCCCAGUUCGGCAGCUCUGGCGCCGGAAUCGGUGGUUUCACCACCACCAACCGUCCCGGCGUCCAGCAGCAGCAGCAGCAGCAGUUUGCCGGCAACUUUGACGGAAACUCAGGUUUUGGUGCCACCGGUGUUUCCGGUUUUGCCGGAAACAACCCCAACAACAACUUCGUGAGCACCACCAGUCAGCGCCCCUUCCCGGACAGUAUCAACAGCCAGCUGCCGGACUCGCCGGUUGUAAAUGCUAACUUUCCAGGCAACGCUGGUUUUGUAAAUAGCGCUGUAAAUAGCGGCCGUCCGACCACCACCAACGCUCCGUUUGCCAUCAAUAAUGGUGGUGCUCCCUUUAGCCGUCCUAACAACAACAACGGCUUUGGCGGUUCUGGCAGCGGCAACACCAGGCCCUUCACCGGAAGCAACACCAGGCCCUUCAACGGAGGCAACACCAGACCGUUCGCUGGCAAUAACGACCGAUUUGGUAACAACAACAACAACAACAGGCCCCCCUUCAGCGCUGGCAGCGGUGGAAACAGCGGCUUUGGAAACAACGGAGGCAACAACGGUGGAUUCCCCGUGAACAGCAACAACCUCAACAACGACGACCUCUCGGAGCCUGCCAACUACGAGUUCUCCUAUGAAGUGAACGAUCCUCCGAGUGGCCAGAACUUCGGACACACCGAGAGGCGCCAGGGAGAUGACACUUCUGGUUCCUACUUCGUCCUUCUGCCCGACGGCCGCCUCCAGAGAGUCGAUUACACCGCUGGAGUUGGCGGUUACCGCGCCAGAGUAACCUACGAGGACCAAGGAGGCCAAUUCAGGAAAUAGACGUCUCCCGAUGGAAAUCUCUACGCAUUAUAUUUUAACUUUUUAAUUUUACGUAUUUGACCUCUGCGUUUUUUGUCGUUUCCUCCUAAUUAGCAACGAGUUGGCCUCACGAAGACACACGUCAUGGGCACUGCCGAAUGGAGAAGUAGUCUGGCCGUCGUUUAUUUCAAAAGCUUUUACUGCGUUUAUUGUACCACAUUUUACUAGAUAUAUUUAUUUACAUGUAUUCAUUUGUCAAAAUAAAUAUAUUAAUCUCCAAUUACUGUG
Messenger RNA from Neocloeon triangulifer, 1699 nucleotides. RefSeq names its product pro-resilin-like. Bases 44 to 1432 code for a protein of 462 amino acids. The record is from RefSeq and is a predicted model, not a curated record. Gene Ontology annotation, cellular component: extracellular matrix. Lineage: Eukaryota; Metazoa; Arthropoda; Insecta; Ephemeroptera; Baetidae. The transcript is spliced from 4 exons.